GCGGCGCGCGACCGGGGAAACCUAGGGACACUGAAUUUCCCGGAACACCUGAACACACCAAGGAGUGAGUUACAGUGUAUCGGCUCCGCACAGUACGCUGGACCUUAACUUUACUUCUGACACAAGUUAUAACGCUCACCGCUAUCGGAUACACCAGGAGUACAACAAUAUUUACUUCGUAAAAAAUAUGGAUGAGUAUGACAUUAUCGAUGAUGCUGAAAUUGAAGAAAUUAAAAAGUCACUAGCCGAUGAAGAUCUGCCAUCAGCUGUUGACAAGAUUAAGGAUUACUUUGCACAACUAGACCUUGUGGAACUGAACAUCGCUAUAACAGGAGAGUCUGGAUCUGGAAAGUCCACAUUUAUCAAUGCCUUUAGGGGUCUAGGGGAUGAAGAUGAAGGCUCUGCAGAAACUGGUGUUGUAGAGACCACUACAGAGCCUACUGUUUACCCUUAUCCAAAAUUCCCAACUGUCAAAUUGUGGGAUCUCCCUGGCAUUGGAACCCCCAGAUUCAAAGCUGAUGAGUAUCUCAAACAGGUUCAAUUUGAACAAUAUGAUUUUUUCAUCAUCAUCGCAUCAGAUCGCUUCAGAGAAUGCCACGCCAAUCUGGCAGCAGAGAUACUGAAAGUGAAAAAGAAGUUUUAUUUUGUUCGCUCAAAGAUUGACAGCAACAUCGAAGCUGAAAAAAGAAAGAAGACAUUUAACAAAGAAAAAACCUUGGAUACAAUCAGAGACAAUUGCAUUAAAGGUCUAGGAGAGAUUGGUCUAAACUCGCCUGCUGUCUUCCUGAUUUCUUGCUUUGAACUUGGUCUCUAUGAUUUUGAUCGUCUUGAACAAACCAUGGAGAAGGAACUUCCUCAGCACAAGAGAGAUGUACUGAUGCUUGCACUUCCAAACAUCACUCUGGAGAUCAACAAAAGAAAAAAGAAGGCACUGCAGAGCAACAUAUGGAAGUUGGCACUGCUCUCUGCCUCAGUUGCUGCUGUGCCAAUACCUGUUUUUAAUGCAGUUGCAUCAUUCAGUGUAGAUGUGACCAUCUUGGUCUCAGAGCUAAAGAAAUAUUACAAUGCCUUCAGUUUGGACCCAGAUUCCUUACAUAAACUUUCUGAGAAAUCAGGGAAAUCGGUAGAUGAACUAAAAGUUGUGAUAAAAUCUCCUUUAAAUAAAGAAAUAACCCAAGAUGUGGUUAUUAAGUUGCUGACAAAUUCAAGUAUUUUUGCUGUAGGAGCAGUAGGCGAGUACUGGCUGGGAUUUAUUCCUGGUCUGGGAUCUCUGACAGCUGGGCCACUGUCCUUCGCUACUAUUUACUACAUACUUAAGAAGUGUCUUAAUGAACUUGCUGAAGAUGCCCGAAAUGUGCUCCUAGUUGCUUUACAAACAUCAGUAUGAAAAUCACUUCAAGCGCAGAAUUUAGUCGUUUCAUUCUUCCUUCUUUAAUUAUAUAUACAAUUAUUAGUACUCACCAUUAAAAUUAAAACAAACUAAUUGAUUUAUAAUUAUGACUAUUUAUUGAUUUUUGAUCAAUCCUUUUUCAAAAAAUCUGGUAAAAUUGUGAUUGUUCAUAACAUAAACUACUUGGCCAAAAAAUAACAGACUCUAAGAUUCAGUUCUAUUGUCAUUUGCUUACUGUAGAUUGUGGCACGCAGUCUGGUGGUGAAAAUGAUUCCUUAUGCCCCCAGAACCACUCAUGCUGUGCCACCACCAGGGAUGAAAAAAUCUAUAGGUGGGAUCCUCCAAUUAUUCAAUACAUUAGGUAAUAAGCUGACUUUGUUUUUUGUAACAUCACAUUGCUAAGCCUUGACCAAAUCAUAACACAGAGGCUUGUACUGUAGGCACUAUGCAGGAUUCAUCAUUUCAUGCGCUUCUUUCCCUGAUGUGCCCAUCACUCUGGAAGAGGGUCGGUUGGGACUUAUCAGAUUACAUGACCCUCUUCCAUUACUCAAAAGUGCACUUUUUGUGCUGUCUUGCAUACGACUGCUUUUUCAGUUUUUUUUUCUUUUUCUGUUGAUUGUGUGUAUGUGUAGAAAUGCUUGCUUUUACAAUUAAGCUUUUUAAAUGAUUUCUAAUUAGAUUCAUUUAGGAUUUCUUUUCCCCCGAUCACAUUUGUUCAUGAAGUUGUCAGUUCAGCACUGUCCUUCCAGGUUUUAAUAAUGCUUUGAACAACUUAACCCAAUUCCAGUAAUGUAAAUGUUUUCUUUGCUUCGUAGAGUCCAAUAUCUUGGACUCUACGUAACUUUUUACUGAGAACUGCACACUUUGCUCUUAAAAUAAAUGUUAAUUUAGAAACUGCCAAAUGAAAUCUCUUAUAAUAUUCUCACACACUGAAAGAAUAGUCAGUAAAAUCAGCCAAAUGUUUUCCUCGGUUUCUAUGUGGGUUGAUAAUACUGUGUACAUACGUAAAAGGCGAGGUUCAGUUCCACUCAUGUACUGUAAACUAUUCCAGCGCAAGCUACAAACAGGUAUACCUGAACCACGUGUAUGGUAAGUACACUAAAUCAUACUUUUCUUAAAAAUAUGCUAUGCCAAAGUAUACUUAAGUUUAGUUACUAUAGGUAUAUCUCUGAUGUGUACAUAAAAAGUCAACUGAAAGCAUAAUUACUUAUUUUUAGUUUAAAUAUAAUUUUUGUUCAUUUGAAAUUCUUUUUGGUAACGUUGGACGUAUAUGGAAAUUUGGAUGCACAUCUCUUAUUAAAUAAUAACAAUCUAGUAUUCACUAUAGUAGUUAAGAUUUGAAAAUGUAUAAAAAGAUAAAUGGGGGGUGGGGUCACUUUUAAUGGGCCUGAUCCAGGCGAUGAAAAACAAAUGUAUUGUUAUCAAAGAUUCACAGGUAAAUGCUGGAUUUACAGUUUUAUGAGCACACUGGGGGGUCAGGUGUGAAUAAGCAGCAAUUAAAAAUGGUUUACAGGGAGGUCAGGACUAUUUGUUCACACUAUGGUCAAGACCCAUUUCCUUGAAGCAUUCAGCAAAUUACAGGAAAGUGGAACUGAAAAACUCUUUUAUAUUAUUUUAAUAACCACGUGACAUGGUUAACCUAAAUGACAAGAAAUACUAGUGAGCUUUGUCUGCUUUGUUCACAACAUCGAAUUUGCCAUUGUUGUACAGCAUUUCUCAGGUAUACAUACAGUACUGUGGUCGUAACUCUGUGUAAAAGUAAGAUUAAACUAAUAAUCUCAUAAAAAGAAGCUUAAUUUGUUUUGUUUCAUU
Molecule: messenger RNA, 3202 nt
Organism: Clarias gariepinus (North African catfish)
Lineage: Eukaryota; Metazoa; Chordata; Actinopteri; Siluriformes; Clariidae
Product: interferon-inducible GTPase 5-like
Exons: 4
Coding region: 188-1387 (399 amino acids)
Cellular component (GO): membrane
Molecular function (GO): GTP binding
Source: RefSeq, a predicted model, not a curated record